Molecule: messenger RNA, 2939 nt
Organism: Pollicipes pollicipes
Lineage: Eukaryota; Metazoa; Arthropoda; Thecostraca; Pollicipedomorpha; Pollicipedidae
Product: laminin subunit alpha-1-like
Source: RefSeq, a predicted model, not a curated record
CGCGUGCACGCGCACAUACCGGGCGGCCGAGCUGCAGCCCAGCACCACGUCGUCCGUACGGCUCAACUACUGCCGUCUCCGACGAGGCCGCGCGCGACGCGCUCCUCUUCUACCUGGCCGCCGACAGACAGAAAGAUUUCAUGGCUAUCGAAAUGGUGAACCGGACGAUCCGUUUUCUUUGGAACAACGGGGGCCAGACGCAGAUGGUAGACCAUCCCCAGAGGCUGGACACCAACGAUGAGCAGCUGCUCUCCGACAGCAGCUGGUACAUCAUCAACGCCGAGAGAAUUGGCAACCUGGGCCGCCUGUCGGUGAGGCCUGUGUACCGGUCCGAUGUGGGCCGGAAGGUGCCUGACACGGUGACGGCGGUCUCGACGGCCGGCUUCUCGGUCAUGGACCUGACCUCCGAUGACCCGGUCUACAUCGGCGGCCUCCCCGACGGCGCCUCGAGGAGCGUCACCACCAAAAGGUUCGCUGGCUGUCUGGACCGGGCAGUCUUGAACGGCCAGCCGAUCGGCCUCUGGAACUUCCGCUCCAGCGAUGGCUGUGGCGCCUGCAGGGUUGGACCCAGUGACGACAAGCUGGUGACGUCGCCGGGAUACAGCUUCGACGGCGCUGGCUACGCCGAGCUGCCGCCGCUGCGGCCCGGCCAGGUGGCCGUGCGCGGCAUGUACUCGGUCGUCAUGAACGUGCGCACGUUCGACUCGGACGCGCUGCUCUUCCUCGCCGUCAACGCGGAGAAGGAUCAAUUCUUUAGUCUUGAGAUGCGAAACGGCAACCUGGUGUCGCGAGUGGGCUUCAGCAAAGAAGACGUCCUCGUAGUGUCAACUAAUGGCAAAUACAACACGGGCAACUGGACCAUGGUUGAGGCAACAAAGGUUGGAAAUCGAGUGAUCCUCAAGGCCAACCACGACGAGGACAAGGAGAGCGCGUUCCACCCGGAGAGCAGCAGCGACGCGCCGCCGCGCUCCUUCAACCUGGCGCUGGACACGGCCAAGCUGUACUUCGGCGGCGUGCCGCCAGACUUCCGUCAGAGUCGCUGGCCGCAGCACACGUUCGUGCCGCUGCUGGGCUGCAUGGACGACCUGCAGGUCGGCUUCACACCGCAGAACCUCCGGGUCGGCAACUCCACCGGGGUCACGCCCGGCUGCGGAGGUCAGCUCCUGAAGACUGUGGGGUUCCACGGCGAUGGCUACCUGGAGACGAACUCUUACCGGCUGAGGAAGAUGUCCAGCUUUGCUUUCUCGUUCAAAACCACCGCGUCAGACGGCCUGCUUCUCAUGUCCACGUUCGCUGACAAGGCGAUGGCUGACUCGGCCAUGCUCCGGGAGUACUACGCGCUCAGUCUGAACGCCAGCCGGCUCACGCUGCGCAUCAACGGUGGCAGCGGCGAGCUCGUCCUCACCGCCGCCGACCUCUUCAGCGACGGCCGCUUCCACACGGUGCACGUGCUGAAGGAGAGGCGCAGGGUGGAGCUGCGCGUGGCGGACGCUGUGGCGGCGUCCGGCCAGCUGCCCCGCGGCUCCUCCGGCGUGCAGGCGCCGAACGCGGGCGGCCUGUACUUCGGCGGCCUGCCGCCAGGGCUCCGGGUGCCCUUCGAGGGCGUCCCGCCACCGUUCUCGGGCUGCAUCACGGACGUGAUAUUCGAGGAAGACCUGGUGUUGUUUGACCCGCCGCUGCGACACCAACACGUGGCCAUUGGUCGCUGCAACGGGGACCUGCAGAAGGGUCGCAUGCUUCACGAGAUGGCCACGGAGCCUGACCCGACCAGCUGUAACCAGCCGUCCCAGCUCACCCUGGAGGCCAGAGCGGUCAAGUUUGGUGACAACCCCUUCAGCCACGUGUACGUUCCAAUCAAGAAGCGCGACCUACGAUCCGACUUCAAUAUAACACUCGAUUUUAGGACAUUUUACCCCAAUGGACUUUUACUUUAUAAUGAGGGGCGCGGCUCGGCCCGGCGGCCGAACGCGUCCGUCUCGACACUGACGCUGAGCCUGCGAGACGGCGCUGUCGUGCUGAACGUGCAGAAGGGCAGGAGAGGCAUGGAGUUCAGCACCAAGGGACAGCUCAACGACGGAGACUGGAAAAUGGUGACGCUGGAGAAGCGCCGGCGCCGGUACACGCUGCGGGUGAGCGGCGUGCCGGUGGCCAAGAAACGCGGCCCGCAAACGCUGCGGCCCGGCAGCGCCCUCUACAUCGGCGGCCUGCCGCAAGAGGGCGUCGACACGCUCAGCGUCCGCCGCCUGCCCGGCCAAAAGAAGCUCGAACUGCUGCAAACGGAGGGCUUCAAAGGCUGCAUGAAGCAGCUGGAGGUGCGCGGCCGGGUCAUUGACCUGCCAUCGCGGAGGAACAUCAUUCACAGGGUGGGCCAGUGCAUGGCCCGGGUGGAACUGGGCACCUUCUUCGCCGGGGACGCCUUCGCUACGUAUGAUGACAGUUUCCAGCUGGGGAGUAUUGUGGAGUUGGCGGUGGACUUUCGGACGACGGAGCUGAGUGGAGUGCUCAUAAGCGUGGCAGGACCGCCCGGCGGGCCGGCGCUCUCCCUCGAGAUCACCGACGGCCAGGUGGUCUUCUCAGUUCACAACGGCGGCUCCGAGCCAAUACGAGCUCGGCAAAAGUUCCCCACCAAGUUCACCGUGUGCGAUAACCGCUGGCACAGCGUCAAAGCCAACUAUGUCAGGUACCAGGCGACUUUAAAGGUGGACAGGUAUCCGGAGAGGUACGGCUUCUCGGCCAACGGACCCAGCCAGACGCCGAGCGGAGGCUUCCCACUAUACAUCGGCGGCCUGCCCGAGCGGGCCAGCAACUCGAUCCUGCUGCAGCCGGACAACUUCAAAGGCUGCAUCCGCAACAUCGAGAUAAACGGCGUACGCCGGGACUGGACCGACAUGGCGCAGCUGACCAACGUGCUGCUCAACUCGUGCCCCGUCGAAGUGUGA